AAAUAUUCAAAACUUCACCUUGAAAUUACUUAAAUUAAGGAAUUUCUUAAUCGAACGCGUCAUAAUUCGAUUUCGUGCUACCGAUAGGACUAGAAUUUUUCGAUUAUUUCAUACCAAACGUAUUAUUAAUUUCCUAAAAAUUAUUAAUUUUCAAAUCACGACGUCUGAUUAAGACUUAUGAGUAACUUCAACAGUUCUUUUCCACACGCAAAUUCCUAAAUCGCGACUAAUUCGCCAAAAACGGGUAUAAAAAGGGCCCCGUUUGCCGUACAAAAUCAGUUCAAGUCGUUCUCUGACUAGAACAACUAGCAAGUUACCAAGCAAAUCAUCUUAAAAUCAUCAAAACAACUUCAAAAUGAAAACCAUCGUGGUUAUCAUCGUCGCUUCGUUAUUCAUCAACAUGACCAUGAGUGAUGCACCAUCAAACAUCACUACCAAUGGAACUGCACCAGCAACCCCAUCCUCAAUUAAUCAAACUGUAACCAAUCAACCGGCUGCAAAUGUAUCUGUCCCAUCUGGUAGUCCAGUGCAAGAAACUCGUAAAAGAUUAGUUCGUCAAGUUGCUGAUAUUCCACCUACCAACAUUACGGCUACCGCAGUACCUGCAGCUGCUUCUAUUUCAAAUUCAGCUUCAAUUCGUGCCGAAGAUCCUGCUGCAAAUAAAACUGUCGGAGUCGAACAUAAAGUAUUCCGUCGUAAUGUUGCUCCUCAAGUUCCAAUUUCACCGGUUGUUGCUGGUAAUGUUUCGCAACCGAUUGGGAUUAAUGCUACUAGAGUUAAUCAAGCUGGAGCGGCUAUUUAAAUGUAAUUGAGAAAAUGUUUGGAUUAUGGAUUAUGCUUUUAUAUUUCCUUAUAAUUU
This is a messenger RNA of Onthophagus taurus, 859 nucleotides long. RefSeq lists its product as uncharacterized. Lineage: Eukaryota; Metazoa; Arthropoda; Insecta; Coleoptera; Scarabaeidae. The record is from RefSeq and is a predicted model, not a curated record.